This is a messenger RNA of Perca fluviatilis (European perch), 1022 nucleotides long. It is a transcript of the gene c1qb, whose product is annotated as complement component 1, q subcomponent, B chain. The record is from RefSeq and is a predicted model, not a curated record. Gene Ontology annotation, molecular function: protein binding. NCBI's taxonomy places the organism in Eukaryota, Metazoa, Chordata, Actinopteri, Perciformes, Percidae.
GCAAUCAUGCUGUCUUGAACAGUUUCACUUCCUGUUUUUUUUCCCCGGCUGAGCUGCUGUUGUCGCUGUGAAGCAGGACAGCUCUUCAUCUCUGCUCUCCAUCAGUAUAUCACUCCACUGCCUGCGCCACAAGACGACUACAAAUGGCCCCCCAGUGGCUGAGCUGCAGUACUGCAGUGUUUCUGCUUUUGGUUCACAUCACUGCGGUUAUCACACAGUCUUGCGGGGGAAACCCAGGGAUCCCUGGGAUACCCGGCACCCAUGGGCCCAACGGCAUGGAUGGUCCCAAGGGAGUGAUGGGAGACCCUGGUGAGGCAGGUCAGCCAAUCAGGGGAAAGAAGGGGUCUUCAGGUCCGGGGGCCCCAGGACGGCCUGGGCUGAAGGGGGACACAGGUCUUACGGGGCCUCCCGGUAAUCCAGGCCCAUCAGGGGAGAAGGGAAGACCCUUCAACCCUUCCAACCAGCAGAGUUCCAUCUUCUCCUACAAACGGGUUAUAUCACAAGCACCAGAUUUAGAUACCCCCAUGAUCUUCAACAGAGAUAUUUUGUCGGAAUCGGAUGAACAGCCUCAAGGACAAUUGCUGCCAAACGGGACGUUCACAUGCACCAUCAGAGGAGUCUACUUCUUCAGUUAUCAUGUUUCAGCAAAGAGCAGAGUGGGUCUGAAGCUGGUAAAGAACAGCGAGAGUCACAUGACUUUCUAUGGCACAUCCGAGGGUUUCCUGGUCACCUCCGGCUCGGCAGUCAUGGCGCUGGAGGUCGGAGACACGGUCUCGCUGCAGGCAACCAGGCACAACAGCAUCGUGACGAGCCAGACCAGUACCAGUCACACUUUCACCGGCUUCCUGAUCUUCCCAAGCGCCUAGAUUCUCUGGACUCUGGUCCACAAAAUCAUUGUUUAAAACGCCAAAGCCUUUUUUUGGGACAUUUACAGCAACGAAAUGAAAUAUGUUUUUCUGUAAUCAUGCAAAGAUCAGCAGAAUAAAUAAAGAUUAGCUCAAUAGUGGCACCCCUACCUUAAA